GAGCGUUUGUGCUGCUUUUUAAAUGUGCGCUCAAAAUAAAGCGAGAAAGUGGAGCUAGAGUCGAGGUAUUUUUAGUGCAAUCGAUUCUCAACCACGUGUGCACACGUUGAUAAGGAUGGUCCGCAAGACUACAAUUCAACCGGCCUGUUUGCUUUUCCUGCUCCUCGGAGUUACCUCUGGUAUAGUGCGCUCUGCCCCUGUUUCUAACCAGCCCAACGCCACCGUGGAGCGCAGAUGGGAGACCCUCUUGUCUCGCUCCAUGCCCCGAAUCCCCGGGGAGAUGAAGGAGAUCAGCCGGGACACUGACUAUUUACUGGGAAUCAAAAGGCUGCGGCGGCUUUACUGCAACGUAGGCAUCGGGUUUCAUCUGCAAGUGCUGUCCGAUGGAAGAGUGAAUGGAACUCACGAUGAGAGUCGGUACAGUCUUUUGGAAAUCUCUCCCGUGCAGAGGGGAGUAGUGAGCCUACUCGGUGUGACCAGUGGGCUGUUUGUGGCAAUGAAUAGCAAAGGCAAGCUUUACGGAUCUGCAUACUACAGUGAUGAAUGCAAAUUCAACGAAAUACUGCUACCCAAUAAUUAUAACGCCUACGAGUCCAACGCAUAUCCAACCAUGUACAUGGCGUUAAGCAAAAACGGCAAAGCAAAGAAGGGGAACAAAGUGUCUCCGAUAAUGACAAUGACUCAUUUUCUACCGAGAAUCUGAGAGGGGCUCACCUCAGAAUUUAACCUCAGGAGGGAAGGACUAACUGUAGGUUGGGGGCUUAACCACGGUCGGUGCACUUUCAGGAAAGCUUUAUGCAAGAUGAGUAGGUGUAUCAUAUAUUUAAAUUAAUUGUGACUAAAUAUUUAUGGAUGUAUAUUUUGUUCAGAAGGUUUAUUUAUAGUUGUGCUGGUUUUAUAUUUCUGCAAACGUUGUGCAAAGAAAGAUACAAAUGUGAUGCAUCGUGUGUUUUAGACUUUGUCACAGGUGUGCUUCUCAUGUUUAAAACGUGAAACUGAAUUCCUUUAUACAAUGGGUUUGCACUGGUGUAAUGGAGGUCCGUGUUGUGUUCGUUUUUAAUUAAUCGUUUUUUUUGGCACAGAGUCUUAGUCUUCACCCAUGAGGUUUGGUAAAUCUGUUCAUUUUUACAUAUCUGCUUGUGACAAUGCUUGGUAUCUGACCUCCGUUGUGUGGCGUUGCUGUGUAAUUUCAAUGGAAUCCGUCUACUUCUGGUACGGAAAGUACAGUGUUGAAGUCCUAACCCUCAAAUCUGUUUUUAGAUCUGCUGCUGCUGAACUUUGAACUCUCCUGCAGUCAAUCUUUGUCAGAUCUUCAGGUCAGAAGCUAUCCUUAACCUACCUACAGGCUUCAACAUUUUAGUAUUGUAAGCGACCAGAUGCUUCAAAGGAGCAUUUUCAAUCCUAUUUAUGGCACUUCAAAGAACAAUUUGAUUUGGACCCAGUUUGUAACGUUAAUAUACCUCACAGACACUAAAUAGUUUUUCUUUUUACCAACCCACACUAAUAAACAUACCAAAGCAUCUGCAAUGAAUCUUGGGCAAAAUUUAAUUUUGUGGAGGAGAUGUAAAAAGCUGCUGCUUUCUUGUAGAUUUCCAUUCCUUCAUUCAAAUAAUAAUCUACCUCAUUUUAAGAACCCUGAACAAAACAAAGAUAUAAUCUCCUCCCAAAAGCUGCAUAAUAAUUCAGGACUGAGAGUUUGCCCCUGAAAUAUUGUCAGUGAUCUUAAGUCAACAAACUACCAUAUGUAGCCAAGGGUAGCCAGUGAGGCGUCUAUUGCAUCCUAGUUGAGCCUUGUCACGUUUGAGCUAUCUUUACCCAGUGAUUUACUUUUAGUACGGAUAAUCAUGGUGAAAAUAUUUGCAGACAGCUGUUAGACUGCACUAUAUGGUCAUUGCGUAACCCUAUAUUUUCUUUAUAUAUUUUUCAAACCGAACCUCCGCACUCCAAGCAAAAGAAAACAGCAGCACGUUUUACUCAAACAAUACGUUUGGGGGUGAGUGGGGUGGUGACGGAGGUUGAUGCUGGUGUUGAAAUCAACCAUCCCCUUUCAGAGUUUCACCUAAAAUAAAGAAACAAAUGUCCAUUCAUGCAUGGAACUGAGGGUGCAGUUAGAUAUCUCAAAUGGGGACUGUCACAAAAGUUCAGACAGAGAUUCUGAAGCCCUUCAUUAAACAACUUCUGCCCCCUCUGCUGCUAUGGUGAGGUUAGGGAGGAGAGUGAAAAGCCUUGGGCUUGACACUUCAUCGAUCCAGCCAUAACAGAAAGUUCAGUUCAGUUUUCAACAUUCCUUUUGAUAAGCUGCUACUCAGUGUUUUCUAGAACUUUUAAGGGUCCUCAAUGUUUUAAUUAGGGUGAACUGCUGGAAGGACGGUACUCAAAUCCAAAAUGAGACUGGCAAAAUUGUUAUCAGGGUGAGGUUAACACUUUCUGCCUGUGUUUUCUUUUAAUUGAAAUAUCUGCAUACUAACGCAUCCAUUUGUGGUCCUCUGCUUUGUCCUCAGUGGGGUCAGUGUGUGAACAUUUGGUGAGUGAAUUGCUGGUGUUUUGUGUUCGUUAGGAUACUCUGUAUAAUUUGAAUCAUUGUCAUCAUCCUGAGGCAUAAAUAUCUGUUACUUGUUGGAGGCAUGUUUCCAGUUUGCUUAAUUUGACAUUAAAUUAAAUUUACAUUCUUCAUUGGCACAACACAUGUAGACCUAAGGUUCAAAUUAUUACUGAGACAACGGGGUGGGAAUUUUGCAGGAGACAAUGCAUUUACCAGCAAUAAAUAACAAUAAGGAAUCCAAAAAUACACACAGGAAUCUGAAAUAGAAAGAAGGAAUCUGCUGGAAGAACACAACAGGUGAAAAAAAACUUGUUGGGUUUAGAGACUUUGCCAGACAACAUUUUCAUUUCAAAACGUGGUUUAUGCCAUUUACAUGACAAUAUUCAGUUUGUAUUUUUUACAGAAAUAUUUGGUAUACUUUUGUUUUCUGACAGUGUAGCAUUCUGAUAAUAUUCCCUUCCAAAUUACACUCAGUACAGUAUAUUUAUGUUUGUUACAGCCUGUAAUAAAACCUAUGCAUUUCUAUUAACUAGUACUCUACUUCCAGGUUGCUAUCUUAUGCUGGGUCAGUGUUAGUCUAGCAUUUUGAAAUGCAGAGAGUCAGUGAGGAGAUAGUUAGUUGAACUUGUUAUGCUGACUAGCUGUCUUGCAGGUCCCUGAUAAUUAUGCCUUGGCAUGUAUAGGCACUGAGAUUUUAGAGUACUACUUGAUAUGGUUGUCAAAUAAUAUUUAAGCUUUAAAAUGUGUUGGAAUGUGUCUGUAGUUUUAUACAGCUGAUGUUUAAUAUUGUAUAUGUAUGUGCUGUGC
Stegostoma tigrinum is the source of this 3349-nucleotide messenger RNA. It is a transcript of the gene fgf4, whose product is annotated as fibroblast growth factor 4. Gene Ontology annotation, biological process: regulation of cell migration; cell differentiation; fibroblast growth factor receptor signaling pathway. NCBI's taxonomy places the organism in Eukaryota, Metazoa, Chordata, Chondrichthyes, Orectolobiformes, Stegostomatidae. The coding region runs from base 116 to 703 and encodes 195 amino acids. Gene Ontology annotation, cellular component: cytoplasm. The transcript has 3 exons. Gene Ontology annotation, molecular function: fibroblast growth factor receptor binding; growth factor activity. The record is from RefSeq and is a predicted model, not a curated record.